Pogonomyrmex barbatus (red harvester ant) is the source of this 8465-nucleotide messenger RNA. Its product is annotated as small subunit processome component 20 homolog. Gene Ontology annotation, cellular component: nucleolus; 90S preribosome; small-subunit processome. The record is from RefSeq and is a predicted model, not a curated record. Lineage: Eukaryota; Metazoa; Arthropoda; Insecta; Hymenoptera; Formicidae.
CAAUAAACGUGCGAAAUAAUUUGUUAACAUGAAGAAUAAACCGACUCGUCACAAGGAGACGAACGUUUUCCGGUUCAAGCCGUUCUCCGAGAGAGUGACGGAAAUUGAUGUUGACGUCUUCCAUCGUGUGACGCACCGAAACGAGGAUAUUGGCGACGAAGUUGAGACCUAUUUUCACGAGACAUUACAGAAAUGGAAUGUUCUCAAUCUAACAGACGGCUAUACCGCCUUCAAGAAACAAGUGCGAGACAUUAUUACGUUACCCCAGUUGCUUCAUCAGAAACAGCAUGUGAUCGAUAUGCUUAUGCUGUAUCUGAGGAAACGAGACCCUUUGUUCCUGCAGCCUAUUUUGGAAUUAGUUGUGGCGGUAGCAAGAGAUCUUCAGAAAGACUUUUACGAGUACUUUCCAGAAUUCCUGUCCGAGAUAAUUUGUCUGCUGCAAACGAAGGAUGCCGAACAGAUAGAAUAUACAUUUACCACUCUGGCAUACCUGUUCAAGUUCCUGUGGCGAUAUCUGACGAAAAAUAUAACAACUGUGAUUCCUCUGUUGUUACCAUUGUUAGCUGACACACAGCCAGUUUAUAUAAAUAGAUUUGCCGCCGAAAGUUUUGCAUUUGUUGUUCGCAAGAUUAAAGAUAAAGAUUCUUUUCUAAAACUGAUGUUACAUAUUCUAAAAGAUAGACAUGGAAAUGCCAAGGAAAAUGGAAUAUCUGGUUGUGGAAAAUUAUUGUUUGAAGUUAUAGCUGGUACUCCAGGACAGUUCCAUUCCUGCGGCGAGCAGAUGUUGCUGCUUUACUUCAAUGCUUUGCAAGAUGAAUCUGUCGAACAGAAACUCACAUAUGAAGUAUUGAAUGAGAUCGUAUCAUGUAUAUUGCAAAACAUACAUCCUCAAAAAUGCAGUAUUAUGUGGAAUGUGGUACUAAAAGUGAUAGACACGUUCAUUGGAAAGUCGAAGCAGUCACCGGAAUCUUUUGAGAGGAAACAUGCUUUAGUUCUAUUUCUGCGUCUUAUAUAUAUUAUUAUUUGUUAUAAAAAUGGAAAGUUUGUAAUCGAUGCUGUAUCUUUAACGAAAAGAUUUAGCUCUAUGUUGGACGAAUUGAAUGAAAAUAAGGAUAUCUUGCGAGAAAUCAUCAAUGUAUCCGUAGCUGUUCUCUUGGCAUCCAAUGUCAAAUUAAUGCAGGAGAACUCGAGUCAAUUGCUGCUGAAAAUUCUGGCAGUGAACGAUACAGGAUUAUUAUAUUUUGCCGUUGAAAAUUUAAUAAACUGUUCAUCAUUCGAAGCCUUGGUGCUGCCUCAGAUAUUGCGCCGCAGCAUCUCUACCGGAUUCGACAGCAACACGUUGUUCCUAUUUGCUAAAAUAAUUCUCACGAAAGCGUCGUCUUGCCUUAACGGCAUAACUCUGGACAAUUGGAAAAAGUACAUUUUAGAUAUACGGAAUAUCGGAAUUGAAAGUAUCGAUUAUCUCUUGGCAGAAUUGACAACCUUAUCCACUGAUACUGUUUCGCUCGACGCACUGAGAACUUUGAUAAUUUUACCACACCUGAAACCAUUGCGCGAAGAAUUCAAGAACACAUUAAAAGACGGUUUGUUAUUUUUAUAUAAAAAAAUAUCGGAACUUAAUAGUGCGGAGGAUAUUAAUAAGACCGCUUUUGUGUUUUUAUUAACGUUGGAAUCGCUGAUACAUGUGUCAGAACCAAACGAUCUUCAUGAAUUUUUGGUAAAAUCUGACAUAAAAAUAAUUGAUCUUGUUAACAAACAUUAUGACAAUAAAUGCAUUCUAAAUGCGAUAGAUCUCUGUUUAACGUACUUCGCUGCAUCGGAGCAUCGCGUAGACUAUAUAAAUAUCGCAUCGUUUGACAAACUGAAUGACAAUAUAGUGAAAAAAUUGAGUUCACCUUAUGGCAACAUUCGAUUGAUUGCGGCACAUUUAUAUUCUUUAUUUUCUAACGUCGAAGAUCUGAAGAAGUCAUCGAUGGAAGCUGAUGGGAAAAGUGCUAUGGAACUUGUUUACUUGGCGGAAAGUGAGUCCGUGACGAUACAGAACUACCGUAGCAAGUUGCUGUAUUUGCAAGCCUUGGGAUUUCAAAGUCACACGAUAGCUAAUCUAGAGCCGAAAUAUUAUGAAUUUCCGUUGCGAUGCUUGAUAGGCAACUUAUACGUCAAUUUCUCUCUGCUCUGGCAGCCCGUGAGCGCGAUCAUAGCCAGUUACGGCAACAGGGAAUGUCCACAAUUCUGGUCAACGUUUCUGGCCGAAUUAACAUCUAACAACGUACCGGAGACUGAGCGAAAACCAUCGUUUGAUUGUGACGUAGUUUCGUCGUUGGAAAUGCUGAUAGAAAAGCAUGACGACAAGCCCGACUUCGAGAACUGUAGAAUUCUCCUUUGGAAAUGCAUGGUGCAUUUCUCGCAUUACGCCGAGAAGAAGAACAGAGAUCUCACUGGGUUGUUCAUCGAUUUUGUAAACGCGCAUUUUUUCAGAUCUAAUUCCGAUGACGGCAAGUAUUGCGACGUCGAGAAGCGUAAAAAAUUAAUGAACGUAGACAAUGACACGGACGAUGAGAAUGAAAGCGAUGAGGAGCGUGAUGAGAGUAUAAAAGCCGUGCAAAUAGAAGAUUCGAUGAAGAGGAAUUACAAGGUGAAACUUUUACUCGCUCAGAUGGAGAUAUUUGACAAGGUACAGAAUCCAAAGAUGAUGCACAGAGAAGCGGAGCUACGUCAAAUCUAUCUGGACUUACUUUCUUCGAGGAAUGUUGAUAUACAAAAAGCUGCCUUGAACUGUCUCUUCGCAUACAAAUACAAAUAUCUUUUGCCGUAUAAAGAGUCUUUAUAUAAUCUGCUAAACGAGAAGAAUUUCAAGAACGAGCUCGCGCGUUUCAAAUUAGAUCAGGAGAGCAACAUGAUAGAGGAGGAGCAUCGCGAGAGCCUCAUGCCGAUUAUAAUGAGAAUUAUUUAUGCCAAGAUGAUCAUGAAGACCGGUAUGAGGACCGGUGGGAAGGCCGGUGGAUUCGCCCGGCGAAAGAUCAUCCUGCGUUUCCUAAGCGGCUCACAAGAGGAUGAGAUGAUCAUAUUCGUCAAAAUGGCAUUUAGACCGUUCAAGUCGUACGUAUCACUGGAAGUGGAUGAGGCGUUUGAUUUGAGAAAGUACGCCGAGAAUAUCGCCGAUACCGUCGACCUAAGUAACGUGAUGCCGCCUAAGCGCAUGCAGAGUGCCGUGAAUCUGUUGGCGAUAAUAAUAGAACAAUUCGGCGGUAAGAUGACGAAGUUGCUGUCGCGUCUGCUCAGAGUAUUGAUUUGCAUCCUGGCGGAGGUGCACGGAAUUCUGCGACGAUCGGCCGAGGUCUACCCAGGAUAUCUGACGGCGCUCAAGAACGUGAAGACGAGUUGUGUCGGUGUACUGGCGAGAUUCUUUGCGCAUUUCGAGAAUUAUGAUUGGAAGCGGCACGAGAUAGAUGCGGUCUAUCACGUCGCUGUGUUCCCAUCGUUGCAGAAACUGCCGAUCGAGGGUAUACACAGUCCUACGGCCUUGUUGAAGCUGUUCAUGGCAUGGGGUCAAAACUCGCGAUAUUAUCCCCUGUUUGUGAAGCAUCAGGAAGACGACGAGUCGGUCAGUCCUCUCCCUUACAUCAUGCAACUUCUGUUGAAUCCCAAGACGCAUCAAUCCGUCAUCAAUGCCAUCCUGGAGAUGAUCGAGAAGAUGUUGACGUUGCAGGAUUAUGAGAAAUCUAACGAGGACGCGAUGCAAAUGGAUGCACCGUUCUUACCGCUGACGCCGGUACUCAUUGAUCUGCUCGAAGUAGAACGGAAGAUGCUCUCGAGCGAGGUCAACUACGGUUCCGCUAUACUCCUGCCGCAUGUUCCUAGCAUUCUGGAGUUCAUCAGGGAUAGACUUAAAAGAUCCAAUAAGAGCAUAAACAGACUCGAGCUGGUUAUCCUGUCGCGAAUCUCCGAGUUUGUCACGGAUGCUGAGACAUGUGACACAGUGUUGAAGCUGAUAAUACCCGUGUUAAUCAAAAAGGCCACGUUCGGCGGUAACGAAGAGGCCGUUAUGGGCCUGUUGACGACCGUCACGAAUCUGAUAAAAAUUGUAAACCAGCCGGAAAUCCAUGUUCGUUCCAUCGCGCCGUUGAUGGGUGUCCUGUCGGAUGUGCCCGCUCGCAAGAUCCUUCUGCAGCUGUAUCGUAUCAUCGCCGAGAGGUCCGCGGAGGAGCGUCGGGAAGCGACAAUUCAGGAUUACGAGGUCCUGACCGCGCUCAACGCAUGGGAUCGCAAAUGGAUCGAUCAACCAGACUUCCAGAAGAGGUUGGAUGCUUUCGCCCGGAUCAAUGACAUGGCCGGGAGAAAUGCAAUCACGCUGGAAUUCGGUGUAACUGUGAUACACAAUUGCUUUUACUUUCUGAAAACCGAAUCGGACCUGGCGAUGCGAGACUGCUCCGGCCAAUGUCUGAAAGUCGUCGGGUCGAAAUUGGCGAGGGAGCACCAGGGCAACGUCUUGAACAGACGUUACUUGAUGGACGAUACCAUCCUGACACUCACGAGGAGAGGCAUUACGAGCAAAAACGAGGCCGUUCGCCUUCAGUCGAUAGCGCUUUUGGGACAUAUGGCCCUGGAAUGCGCGGACGUGCAUCCGAUCUUACGUGACUUGUCUCUGCUUACCAAUCGAGCAGAUCCCGAAGUCGACUUCUUCGAGAACAUGCAACAUUUACAACUAUAUAGGAGAGCUCGCGCCUUGCUGAAAUUUUGCACGCUCGCUAAAACAUUGCGAAAGCCAUUUAAUCCUAAAACGUUGACACAGUUCAUUAUGCCCCUCUGCUCGUUAUAUUUAUGCAGCGAGGCUUUUAUUCAUAAAAACAGCCUCGUCGAUGCCGCUAUUGAGACUAUUGGAGUGGUGUGCAGAAUGUUGCCAUGGCACCAUUAUGAGAUUAUCUUGAAAUAUUAUUUGGGCAAACUGAAGAGCUCCACGGAAUAUCAGAAACAAGUCGUCAGAAUAGUGGUGACGAUAUUGGAUUCCUUUCAUUACGAUCUUUCGAAGUACAAACCAGCACAAAAAAUCGCGCAAAUCGAAGUUACUUCGACGGUAACAGAGAAUAGCUCGACUUUUGUCGCUGAAGAAAAAGAAGAACAAGCUGAAGACGCGACUAUUAAAGAUGAAAACCUUGAGAGCACGGAGCAAGAAGCCGAGGAAGAAUUAGAGAAAGCGUUGAACAAUGAAAACAUUGAAGUCGUUGAAGAAAUAACGGAAAAAGAUAAAGAAGAUUUGCCGGUAAUUGAAAAGCAAAUGCUACUUUCUCAAUACGGCGCAAAGAAAGUAGUGUUUAGUAUAUCAAAUGGCUUGUUGCCUCAACUGCAUCGUUCUAUUGUGGCCAAAACUCGGCAGGACACUAGCCAUAAGAUCAACAAGAAGAAAGUCGCUUCCGAGAUAGAAGAAGAUGAUCUGCUGAGAGUCCCCAUCGCUCUCGCUCUUGUUAAAUUAUUGCAGAAAAUGCCCGAGAAUGUUCUGGAUGCAAACCUGCCAGGAAUUUUUAUGAAAUUAUGUACAUUCCUCAAAUCGCGUAUGGAAUCAGUUCGACGUGCAACUCGCGAGAUAUUACAGAAAAUUAUGAUAACUUUGGGACCAAAGUAUCUUCAUCAUCUUUUGAAAGAACUGAAUACGCUGUUAACAAAGGGCUUUCAAGUGCAUGUUCUCGCGUAUACAGUACAAGCCGUUUUACUCGCACUGAAACCUUAUUUCCAGGAAUUUGAUAUCAAUAAUAAUUUACAAAGCAUUCUAUCGGUAUGCAAAGUGGAUCUCUUUGGAUUAACUGCGGAGGAAAAGGAGGUGAUCGGUAUUACCAAAAAUGUAUCAGAGGCAAAAAGUACUAAAAGCUUUGAUAUUUUUCAUAUAUUAGCGGAAUUUAUAACAGAAUCCUGCUUAUUGGACUUAAUCCUACCGUUAAAGGAAGUUCUAAUAAAGACACACUCACAUAAAACGAUAAACAAGAUUGUGGAAUGCCUAAGGAAUGUAACUCUGGGAUUGGCGGACAAUACUUACAUACCGCUGGAACGAAUGCUCAUAUUUCUUUAUGGUAUUAUCUCAGAAAGCAUACCAGAUCUCAUACCCGAAAAGGAAAGUAAAAAACUCGCGGAAGAGAAAACGAAAACUUUGAUCCAGCAAACGGAUUACCUUCUCAUACCGCCAGAACCCAAAAACAAGAUGGGUAUCAAAGCUACUGCGAAAACCACCAAGCGUGCCAAUAUUCAUGUAAUGAUCGAAUUUGGUCUAAGGUUGUAUCAUAUAUUGUUAAAACGAGACAAAAUCUCCAGUACGGAUUAUAAACAUUACUUAGAACCAUUCGUGUCAGUUUUGAGCGAUUGCUUGAAAGCUCAGCAUGUUAAAUUAUGUACCAUAGCGUUACAAUGUUUAAAUUGGAUGCUUAAGAUGGAUCUAGAUUCGAUGCGCACAUCGAUAUCGGAUAUUUGUACUACUAUGUUCGGCAUUCUGCACAAAUACGCUGCCGCGGGAUUAAGUAAGGGAGAUAACUUCGACCUCGUGAUGACCACGUUUAAAUGCAUGUCCGUGCUCGUCCGCGACGUGAAACACUUCAGCAUUAAUGCCGAACAGUUGAAGAUUCUUAUCUUGUAUGCAGAACAAGAUUUACAUGACAGCGACAAGCAUGCUACCGCAUUUACUCUACUCAAAGCUAUAAUACAUCGAAAAAUGAUUAUUCCCGAGAUGCACGCUGUUAUGGAGAAAGUUGCUAUGCUCAGCAUUACCUCGGAUCUGGAACAUAUUAAAUUGCAAUCGCGAUCCGUAUUUUACUCGUAUCUAAUGAGUUAUCCGCUUGGCAAACAUUUAGACAAACACAUAUAUUUCUAUCUUACUCAAUUGAGCUACGAGAUGCAGCCAGGUCGAUUGAGCGCGCUGGAGAUGAUUCAUAGCAUCGUCACGGGAUUCCCAUUGAAAACGCUAAUUGGAAGAUCAGAAAUCAUAUUCGCAAUGACUGGAGCGAGAUUGAUAGAUGACGACGAUCCGACCUGCCGUAAACUUGGCGCAAAGUGCAUAAAGGAAAUGCUAAUGCGACUACCCUACAACAAUAGGAACAGAUUGUUUGAAAUACCUCUUCAGUGGUUAAAUGAUCCUAAGAUAAGAUAUCGGACAUUAGCGGCACAACUGUGCGGCAUAUUUGUGACCGUCGAGAAAAACGAUUUCGAUUCACGGCUGCCGCAAGUCUUGCCGUUGUUAUUGAAGCAAUUUAAUAAUUUUUCCGCUUCCGAUAACACGAAGCUCGAAAAACAUAUGAAACUAGAUAAUACAAAUGACUUACAGGAAGAUCCCAAUGUAAAGGGAGAAAGAAUGAAGGAUCAUCAUAUAAUUCAAGUAUUACAGUUGCUAUUAAAAAUAGCGAAUUACGGAUCUUUUUUCACGAGCGGAAAGUACAAAGAGUUCGUUGACUGUUUUGCUGAACGUAGCCAAUCUUUGCUUGCGCAUCCGCAUUUAUGGGUUCGAUUGGCAGCUGCGCAAUUAAUCGGUUUUAUUCUCGCUGCUCUUGAUGUAGAUAAAAUCGUGAAACUUUUAAACAAUCCAGAGAAUGAUAAAACGUGUGAAGGAUACAUGUACACAAGGCCCGUGGAUACUUUAAAGAGUCUGAUUCUAGAUUUAGUGGCUCAACUUUAUCCGGACAUGACAUUUGAGGAAUUGGCAGAUCAAGUCGUGAAGAAUCUAAUUUUUAUUGCAAGAAUGUUAAAAUCGGUCGUAGGAUCCGCUGCGAAAAGCGAUGAGCAAGAAAAUGGAAAUAAAGCAGUGGAUAGUAAUAAUUUGUCUCUUUCUUGGCUUAUAAGGAGAUUGAGGAAAACUGUUAAUAUAGAGAUAACACAAAUGCCUAAAUCAACAUCAGUAAGAACUGCUGUGUUUAAGUUUAUUGCGGGCAUAGUAACCACAGUGCCUAUGGAGUAUCUGAAAGCAAUGCUUUUUAACAUUAUGUCUCCAUUGGUACGGGAAAUGGCUACAACAGAAGAAAUGAAUACUGAAUUACGACGGCUUGCCAAAGAAGUAGCUGCUAUGAUUAAAAAAUCUAUAGGAAAUGAAGAAUAUGCCAAACUAUUGAAUCGAGUACAACAAAAAUUAGACAUUAAACGAGCGGAAAGAAGAAAAGUUCGUGCGCAACAAUUUGUGACCGAUCCGGAUUUAGCGGCUAAGCGUAAACUAGCAAAACAACAAAAAAAGAAGGAAGCUAAGAAAAGAAAGUUGGAUAAUAAUAAAAGGAAAAAAACAGACAAAAAACGCAAGAAAAAGGUAGAGCUGGAUGAUUUGUAAUGAUAUAAUUUAAGUAAGAAUUUUAGUCAAUAGUCGAUAUAUAAUCAUAUUUACUAUAUGAAUAAUUAGUUAUUCUGUAUAUAUCUUUAACUAUAAUAAUAAUUAUAAACGCUAAACUAUGUAGUUUAACUUAUUUGAAGAAGUAUAAAAGAAUAUAUAAAUUCUUGUAUAUAAA